AUGCACCUGCCUACUUUGGGUUAGACUCUUCCCCUCAUACCUUCGCCCAUCCGGAUUGGCAUUGGAGCUCUUCUUUCCCUCCUCUCCCAGACUACUAAGAGAACUAGACUGCUAGUUUCGCGCUUAUACCACUCUAAUAUAACCUAGAGAUACUUUCACCGCUCUUACGGGUGCUGGAUAUCGGUGCUUCUCUUCUCGACGGAUCUCGGCUGCACGGAUAGUGAAUCUGGUUGAAUCUAAUCUCUACGCACCACUACCACUCUUUUUUGGACUGACCUUAUCACUCCUUGAAACAUCUCCAACAUGGCGAUUGAAGUCGUCGACUUGACCGAGGCAGAUAUCCCCGGUGUUAUCCAAGUGAUCCAGCAAGCCUUUGCCGAUGACCCAUACUUCAAAUGGGUGUUUGAUGAACCAUCGUUCAACGCACAAAGAAACCACGACUCACUGGCCGCCCGAUGCCGCUGGGGCAUCAAUAACGCUAUUUUCCAAGUCGCCAAAGACACCGAUACCACCACUACUUCUGACAACUCCUCAACCUCGCCUAUCCUUGGCGUCUCUUGCUGGCUAGCACCACACCCACCCAACCAACCCGAAACCUGGUACUCCUGGACCCAAUCCUGGAUCCUCUCUGCCCGCCAACUAAUCACCAACAUCCGGUAUCGCGGCCAUGGCGGUCUCCGCACGAAUCGGUAUUGGAUCUGGAAAACCAGACAGCAAGAAGCGCAGGCGUCUAUUUGGGAUGAUCCCCGUGGUUAUUACUUUUGUAAUAUCGUUGCUGUGAGUCCUGAGGCGCAGGGAAAGGGGGUGGGAAGGAUGCUUUUUGAGGCUGUCACGAAGAGGGCGGAUAGGGAGAAGGUAAAAUGUUAUCUUGAGAGUUCGAAGAAGGUGCCCAAUGUUAUGAUUUAUGAGAAGAUGGGGUUUGAGAUGAAGAUGGAGAUGGAGUGUAGGGAUGGGGAGGAUGCUUGUAUGCUUUAUUGCAUGGUUCGUGAGCCUAAGACUGAGUGAAUAGGCCUGAUAAUAUGCACUCGCGCUUGAUGUGUUUUCAUUUUCUUGGGCGGUAUACUUGCAUUAGUAGAAAGUGAUAACAGUUGUUGGACUUCAUCGUGACCUCGAUGUCUAUUGUUUGAGUUUCCUGUUCGGCAUCGUUUCACGGACAAUCGACUUUUUCAGGACAAAUCACAAUCUC
Molecule: messenger RNA, 1186 nt
Organism: Penicillium brasilianum
Lineage: Eukaryota; Fungi; Ascomycota; Eurotiomycetes; Eurotiales; Aspergillaceae
Source: the annotation of a GenBank genome assembly